Molecule: messenger RNA, 2640 nt
Organism: Necator americanus (New World hookworm)
Lineage: Eukaryota; Metazoa; Nematoda; Chromadorea; Rhabditida; Ancylostomatidae
Exons: 24
Coding region: 1-2640 (879 amino acids)
Source: RefSeq, a predicted model, not a curated record
AUGUCACUUUGUGAGGACGAGGGAUAUUUCCAUGACUAUGGGAGCCUAGUCAGCAAAGGUUCACGAGGGCAUAAUAAACGCAAGCCGGGCAAAACUUUCUCUGAUCGAAGACUUUUCGCGAAAACUAUUCAUGACCCUGAAAAUACUCUGAGCAACAGAGCACACAAACGUCUCCUCGCUGAUCGAUCAGAUGGAUUUUGUCCGAAUGUGCCUUACUCUAUGGAUAAACAUGACAGAUGGAAGACGGUUACUCCGGCGUCACUUCUCAAUAAUCACCCGACUUCGGCCCCUGAACUUCGCGUGAUUGUACGAAAAGCCACGCAGAUUCCACCUCAUAAAGAGCACCACGCUUCCGCCGCUAGCAGCCUACGUGUGCUCGAUGGUGAUGUAGUUACGACGAUUUUCUCUACAAAAAGAAGGAUCACGGCUAGUUCCAAGCGACUGAAUGAAGGACGGCAAAAUGGAAGAGAAGAGAUCGAGCAAGCAAGAAUUCAGUUCGAUAUUAUAGCUGCUCCACGUCUGCGUUCCAAAUCUAGAAAAUUUAGGAUAGGUAGUAGGACAAGAAAUGGACGCAACUGUGUGGGACCUGAUGAUUACGAAGAAAUUGCUGAAUAUUUAGCGAACUCUGCUCGAUACUCGUCAUAUUAUGAUUGUGCCGAUUUCCAGCCGUCUUCCUCAAGAAUUCCCAAACCAACGCUCGGAGAUUUCCUGCACUGUGAACAGCCAACAACCUCUUCGAAAUUAGUAGAGGAAAAUACCAGUAUCUCUGAAAUUGGCUCUUCUGUUGAGAUUAUUUCAACAAAGCCUGCUACUCUCAUUGACAUUUCUGGGGCCACUCAUACUGCUCAUAUCUUUGAAAUUAUCUAUUUUUACCUUACAAAAUUGGAGAAGUUCGAUCUUCGAGAGGAGGUUACGCGUCUACUGCCUAACUAUUGCACUAUGCAGUGGUUCGGCGAGGAUCGUGUUUCAAUAAAAACUAACCCUUCGGUUAUAUUAUUCUUUGUAAUAUUUGUGGAGAUAGAUACGGCUGAAGGCAAACUCAGAUUCCGCAUCAACACAAACACUCCAUACCCUCCUGGUUUUGGCAGGAAGGAUCUUAUCAAAUUACUAAUGAAGGCAAGAAGUUUUUCAGUGUUGUUGAACGAUUUGAUUGAAUUCAUCCUAAGCACAGUAGAAAGCAAGAACCUCAGCAGCCAACCGCCUAAAGAUAGCCGAUGUUGUCAACGUAAAGAGGAUUUCCUGCCACGCGUUAACAGUGAAAUGUUGGCAUUUUCGGGAACCCUGCUUUUGGAGCAUCAAAAGCUUGCAUUUUUUGAAUCACAUUACAGUUCAGGCGAUUUCGAGAUUGUUUGCAAAUCUGAGAUUAUACAAUUUUGGGAAGCCCGUGAUGUCUGCUACCGAUGCAACUCUCCAUACAAUACCGAUCUCUUCCCGACUGUAGAUGGUUCGAUGUGUAGGCAGUGUGUAGCUUCCUAUGUGAUACAUCAGCUCCGUCUCAACCGUUUUCCCUUACAAAUCCCGCUUGUGCCGGGCAGUAACAAUUCCUCUAUUGAUCUCCUCUAUGCAGUUUUGCCUGCUCCCGUUAUUUCAUUGAUAAUACAGAUGUCUUUCGCGUACUUCUACACGCUUGAUUACCCUAAAGCGGUAUUCUUACAAUGUCCUAAAUGCUCCCUAUCACUGGUGGCUCCUAGAAGAAACGAAUUCAUUAUUUGUUCAUGCCCGGUAUGUGGGUGCUACUGGUGUUCCCUUUGUAACUGGGAACCACAUUGGCCGAUGAACUGCAAAGAAUUCAGGGAGUGGAGCAAAAAAUGGGAACAACAAUACUCAUUUGAAAAGUUCAACCUCGACAAUGGAGAACGUCUUCUAUGCAUAACGUGCGAUUGCGGGCAAACCUUCUAUGCUCCUGAGAACUCGGCUCACGGAACGAUCUGCCCAAAUCGGAGAUGUGAAUUACGCUACGAUAGAGCUGAAAUGAUGCGAUACCCAUGGGAUUUCUAUGGUCCUUUCUUUGUUAUGUACCGGAAGAGAUAUCACAAGAGAGGCAAGAAAGAGGGAGUUCCCGCACAGGCGAAGUACGUGGAGCCGAAGAGACUCAUAAGGAAGGAAUAUUCGAAGGUAUGCGCGGAAGCAAGGAAGCGAAGAUUCGAUGUUGAAGACAGGAAAAAUUUUGAGAAAGCAGUUACCAAAAUGUUUUCUUGCAAGUCGAGUGCCUCCGAUGCGAUUAACUUGAGAAGAACAGCUCUUUUUCUAGUAGAAACUUGCACAGCAUGGCUAUACCUUCACCGAUCCGAAGACCAUCAACAUUUGAAAUCAUUAGUUUUGCAUCUCCUUGAAAAUUACUCAAUCCUGCAGGAAGAAAUUUCACUUUCAGAAUCAAACGUUACUGCAAGGUUCGAUGAUUUGAAGAUAGCCAUCACUAAGGUGCUCACCCUGUUUUCUCAAAGUAUCAACGCAGCAAAUGUUCAUCAAUUUGUGCUUGAGCUUUGCAAGAAAAAUAAGGAUGCCCUCCACAACGGUUUAAUGCCCCAUAUUGGCUUGGAGGUGACUCCUGGCGUCGAACUGCGAUGCACAGCGGAAGUACGUCCGCCGCCAGGAUCUCCCAAGCUGAAAAGACCUUCUCGGAAUCGGAAGCCUAGCUAA